AUGACAUAUGGAACUGCUAUGACAUAUGGAACUGCUAUGACAUAUGGAACUGCUAUGACAUAUGGAACUGCUAUGACAUUUGGAACUGCUAUGACAUAUGGAACUGAUAUACUUGGAACUGCUAUGACAUAUGGAACUGCUAUGACAUAUGGAACUGCUAUGACAUAUGGAACUGCUAUGACAUAUGGAACUGAUAUACUUGGAACUGCUAUGACAUAUGGAACUGCUAUGACAUAUGGAACUGCUAUGACAUAUGGAACUGAUAUACUUGGAACUGCUAUGACAUAUGGAACUGCUAUGACAUAUGGAACUGCUAUGACAUAUGGAACUGCUAUGACAUAUGGAACUGCUAUGACAUAUGGAACUGCUAUGACAUAUGGAACUGCUAUGACAUAUGGAACUGAUAUACUUGGAACUGCUAUGACAUAUGGAACUGCUAUGACAUAUGGAACUGCUAUGACAUAUGGAACUGCUAUGACAUAUGGAACUGCUAUGACAUAUGGAACUGCUAUGACAUAUGGAACUGCUAUGACAUAUGGAACUGCUAUGACAUAUGGAACUGCUAUGACAUAUGGAACUGAUAUACUUGGAACUGCUAUGACAUAUGGAACUGAUAUACUUGGAACUGCUAUGACAUAUGGAACUGCUAUGACAUAUGGAACUGCUAUGACAUAUGGAACUGAUAUACUUGGAACUGCUAUGACAUAUGGAACUGCUAUGACAUAUGGAACUGCUAUGACAUAUGGAACUGAUAUACUUGGAACUGCUAUGACAUAUGGAACUGCUAUGACAUAUGGAACUGCUAUGACAUAUGGAACUGCUAUGACAUAUGGAACUGCUAUGACAUAUGGAACUGAUAUACUUGGAACUGCUAUGACAUAUGGAACUGCUAUGACAUAUGGAACUGCUAUGACAUAUGGAACUGCUAUGACAUAUGGAACUGCUAUGACAUAUGGAACUGCUAUGACAUAUGGAACUGAUAUACUUGGAACUGCUAUGACAUAUGGAACUGCUAUGACAUAUGGAACUGCUAUGACAUAUGGAACUGCUAUGACAUAUGGAACUGCUAUGACAUAUGGAACUGCUAUGACAUAUGGAACUGAUAUACUUGGAACUGCUAUGACAUAUGGAACUGAUAUACUUGGAACUGCUAUGACAUAUGGAACUGCUAUGACAUAUGGAACUGCUAUGACAUAUGGAACUGCUAUGACAUAUGGAACUGCUAUGACAUUUGGAACUGAUAUACUUGGAACUGCUAUGACAUAUGAAACUGCUAUGACAUAUGGAACUGCUAUACUUGAAACUGCUAUGACAUAUGGAACUGAUAUACUUGGAACUGCUAUGACAUAUGGAACUGCUAUGACAUAUGGAACUGCUAUGACAUAUGGAACUGAUAUACUUGGAACUGCUAUGACAUAUGAAACUGCUAUGACAUAUGGAACUGCUAUGACAUAUGAAACUGCUAUGACAUAUGGAACUGCUAUGACAUAUGGAACUGCUAUGACAUAUGGAACUGCUAUGACAUAUGGAACUGCUAUGACAUAUGGAACUGCUAUGACAUAUGGAACUGAUAUACUUGGAACUGCUAUGACAUAUGAAACUGCUAUGACAUAUGGAACUGCUAUGACAUAUGGAACUGCUAUGACAUAUGGAACUGCUAUGACAUAUGGAACUGAUAUACUUGGAACUGCUAUGACAUAUGAAACUGCUAUGACAUAUGGAACUGAUAUACCUGAAACUGCUAUGACAUAUGGAACUGAUAUACUUGGAACUGCUAUGACAUAUGAAACUGCUAUGACAUAUGGAACUGAUAUACCUGAAACUGCUAUGACAUAUGAAACUGCUAUGACAUAUGGAACUGAUAUACCUGAAACUGCUAUGACAUAUGGAACUGCUAUGACAUAUGGAACUGAUAUACUUGGAACUGCUAUGACAUAUGGAACUGCUAUGACAUAUGGAACUGCUAUGACAUAUGGAACUGAUAUACUUGGAACUGCUAUGACAUAUGGAACUGCUAUGACAUAUGGAACUGAUAUACUUGGAACUGCUAUGACAUAUGAAACUGCUAUGACAUAUGGAACUGAUAUACCUGAAACUGCUAUGACAUAUGGAACUGAUAUACUUGGAACUGCUAUGACAUAUGAAACUGCUAUGACAUAUGGAACUGAUAUACCUGAAACUGCUAUGACAUAUGAAACUGCUAUGACAUAUGGAACUGAUAUACCUGAAACUGCUAUGACAUAUGGAACUGAUAUACUUGGAACUGCUAUGACAUAUGAAACUGCUAUGACAUAUGGAACUGAUAUACCUGAAACUGCUAUGACAUAUGAAACUGCUAUGACAUAUGGAACUGAUAUACCUGAAACUGCUAUGACAUAUGAAACUGCUAUGACAUAUGGAACUGAUAUACCUGAAACUGCUAUGACAUAUGGAACUGAUAUACCUGAAACUGCUAUGACAUAUGGAACUGAUAUACCUGAAACUGCUAUGACAUAUGAAACUGCUAUGACAUAUGGAACUCAACAUAUAACAUAUGGAACAGACAUUAUGAUAUAA
Procambarus clarkii (red swamp crayfish) is the source of this 2556-nucleotide messenger RNA. The record is from RefSeq and is a predicted model, not a curated record. NCBI's taxonomy places the organism in Eukaryota, Metazoa, Arthropoda, Malacostraca, Decapoda, Cambaridae.